Messenger RNA from Gastrolobium bilobum, 864 nucleotides. RefSeq names its product peptidyl-prolyl cis-trans isomerase CYP22. Gene Ontology annotation, cellular component: intracellular membrane-bounded organelle. Gene Ontology annotation, molecular function: peptidyl-prolyl cis-trans isomerase activity. The coding region runs from base 55 to 639 and encodes 194 amino acids. Lineage: Eukaryota; Viridiplantae; Streptophyta; Magnoliopsida; Fabales; Fabaceae. The transcript is spliced from 7 exons. The record is from RefSeq and is a predicted model, not a curated record. Gene Ontology annotation, biological process: protein folding; protein peptidyl-prolyl isomerization.
UUUGAUUGAAGUUGGAAGUGAUUGUGAGUGUGAGUGUUAGGUUUCAUUUGAUGAAUGGCUUCUUCAGGUGGAAUCAACACGACAACGGGUGUGGGUGUGGAAUGGCACGUGCGUCCUCAAAACCCUAAGAACCCCAUCGUCUUCUUCGAUGUCACCAUCGGUAACAUACCAGCUGGUAGAAUCAAGAUGGAACUCUUUGCUGAUAUUGCCCCCAAAACCGCCGAGAAUUUCAGGCAGCUCUGCACAGGAGAGUACAGGAAAGCGGGACUGCCUGUUGGUUAUAAGGGUUGUCAAUUUCAUAGGGUGAUUAAGGAUUUUAUGAUUCAGGCUGGUGAUUUUGUAAAGGGUGAUGGUAGUGGAUGUGUUUCCAUUUAUGGACUCAAGUUUGAUGAUGAAAAUUUUAUUGCCAAACACACUGGCCCUGGUCUUCUCUCAAUGGCAAAUAGCGGACAAAAUACCAAUGGUUGUCAGUUCUUUAUAACUUGUGCAAAAUGCGAUUGGCUUGACAACAAGCAUGUCGUUUUUGGGAGAGUGCUUGGAGAUGGUCUUUUGGUUGUGAGGAAGAUUGAGAAUGUUGCAACUGGACCCAAUAACCGGCCAAAAUUAGCUUGCGUCAUUGCUGAAUGCGGUGAAAUGUAAAUUUUAACGUAAUUUUGCUAACAAACAAUAGUCCUCCAAGAAUCAAUAGAUUAAAUUCUCUGUACCCACUGUCAUUUACUAUACAGAUGUGGGCUUUCUGUUCAAUCUUAAAUUGUGGCCCUUGAAACUAAAUAUGCUUGGUAUAAGAUUUUUUCUGUGUAAGACUGGAUAAUUAUAUUACAUGAGAGAGUUGAAUAGCACUACCAAUUGAAUAAUCAUGCUUGG